Messenger RNA from Chilo suppressalis (striped riceborer), 1584 nucleotides. The record is from the annotation of a GenBank genome assembly. Lineage: Eukaryota; Metazoa; Arthropoda; Insecta; Lepidoptera; Crambidae.
AUUUUAGCUGCCGUCUUUGUUACUACGUUGGAAGAGGUUAUGUUGUAAUAUGUAAAUAAAACGUAAUUCGUUGAAAAACGAAAGUGAAAAAAUAUUAAGUAGAUGGGCUGGAUGCAUUGAAGACAAUCAAAACGAAGGUGUAAAUAGUGCUUACAAAGUUAUAAAACAAGUGCGGAACUUUUAUUUACGUCUCAUUAGAACAAACUAGUGUAAAUUGUUUUCACAGUCAUGUCGUUAACAAAAAAAUGUAUCUCAGCUCUGUGCAAAAGUUAUAAUGUCCGUGCACUGUCAACCACUGGUAUAAAAAAUGCUAAACUUACAUUCAACUGGGAGGACCCGUUGAUAUUAGAUGGGCAGUUACAUGACGACGAAAAGGCGAUCCGGGACUCGUUCAAAGCUUAUUGUAACGAGAAACUAUUGCCCAGAGUAAUCGAAGCCAACAGAAAUGAAGUCUUCGACCGUAGUAUUUACAAAGAAAUGGGGGAAUUGGGAGUCCUCGGGUGUACUAUUAAAGGAUAUGGAUGUGCUGGUGUGUCUAACGUCACUUAUGGUUUGAUCACAAGAGAAUUAGACGGCGUGGAUUCAGCUUAUCGGUCGGCAAUGAGCGUUCAGAGCAGUUUGGCGAUGGGAGCAAUAUACAUGUACGGCAGUGAAGAGCAGAAACAAAAGUUUUUGCCAGUUAUGGCUAAAGGUGAACUAGUCGGCUGUUUCGGUUUGACGGAACCUAACUUCGGUAGCGACGCUGGUGGUUUGGUAACCAGAGCCAAAUAUGAUUCGAAAAAUAAAUCUUACAUUCUAUCAGGAUCCAAAACAUGGAUUACAAAUUCUCCUAUAGCAGAUGUACUUGUAGUGUGGGCUAAAGGCGAGGACGAUAAAGUGAGGGGUUUUAUUAUAGAACGUUCGCAAGUAAAGAAAGGUUUGGACACGCCUAAAAUCAAUGGGAAAUUCUCUUUGCGAGCGUCGGCUACUGGGAUGAUAUUGCUCGACGAAGUGGCUAUACCAGAGGAAAAUUUAUUGCCAAACGUUGUAGGUCUGAAGGGGCCAUUCGGAUGUCUCAAUAACGCGCGGUAUGGGAUCUCUUGGGGCGUUCUCGGAGCGGCCGAAUCUUGUUUGCGUAUUGCCAGACAGUACACAUUAGACAGAAAACAAUUUGGUAGACCUUUGGCUUCAAACCAGUUGAUACAAAAGAAAUUAGCUGACAUGCUUACUGAAAUACACAUCGCAUAUCAAGCAUGUCUUAGGGUAGGCCGUUUGAAGGAUGAAGGUUUAGCAGUACCUGAGAUGAUUUCUAUGUUGAAAAGAAACAACUGUGGGAAGGCUUUGGAUAUUGCUAGGGUAGCAAGGGAUAUGCUAGGUGGGAAUGGUGUAUCGGACGAGUAUCACGUCAUCAGACAUGUAAUGAAUUUAGAGGCCGUGAACACAUACGAAGGAACCCAUGAUAUUCAUGGGCUUAUUUUGGGAAGAGCUAUCACAGGGAUUCAGGCAUUUUCGUGAUUAAAUAUAUGUAGCUAUAACGAACGAACAUAGUCAAUAUAUUUUUAUUUAUUGUAAAUAGGUAUCCAUAUUUUUUCUGUAUAAAUAAAG